Messenger RNA from Debaryomyces hansenii CBS767, 153 nucleotides. RefSeq names its product DEHA2G23364p. The transcript has a single exon. Bases 1 to 153 code for a protein of 50 amino acids. Lineage: Eukaryota; Fungi; Ascomycota; Pichiomycetes; Serinales; Debaryomycetaceae. The record is from RefSeq and is a predicted model, not a curated record.
AUGAACAGAUUCUGGAAUUUUGCAAAAAAAUUUGUCUUCGAGAUCAUUCCAGUAAUUGUUACUGGAAUGGAGCCGUGGUCGGAGCCCAAAAAUAAGGGAAUAGAGGGACUCAAGAGGGACCGCAAUGGAGAAGCGAACUGUACUCACUUUUAA